Molecule: messenger RNA, 2454 nt
Organism: Orussus abietinus
Lineage: Eukaryota; Metazoa; Arthropoda; Insecta; Hymenoptera; Orussidae
Product: lysophospholipase D GDPD1
Exons: 7
Coding region: 44-1030 (328 amino acids)
Biological process (GO): glycerophospholipid catabolic process
Cellular component (GO): endoplasmic reticulum membrane
Molecular function (GO): phosphoric diester hydrolase activity; phosphatidylcholine lysophospholipase A1 activity
Source: RefSeq, a predicted model, not a curated record
GUCUGCUGUUUCGAGCUGUCUCCUGCUCGAAUUAUUUUGAUACAUGACUACCUCGUCGUCGGACAGUCGAAGUGCAAGAAAUAUGUUGAUGUACACUAUAAUUGGAGGAUACGUCAUAACAUCUGUACUUCUCUUCAAAUAUCCGACAUUAAUACAUAAAAAGAAAAAAGUAAAAUUCACGUGUCAUCACAUCAGUCACAGAGGUGGCGCUGGUGAGAGUUAUGAAAAUACUAUGUGCGCUUUUAAACGAGCUGUUGCUGUUGGUACACAAAUGCUAGAAUUGGACUGUCAUUUAACAAGAGAUUUGCAGGUAGUUGUGUGUCAUGAUAACAAUCUACUGCGCAGUACAGGAACCAAUAAGAAUAUUUCAGAACUAAAUUAUAGAGACUUGCCUCUCCUUAAGCGAUGUCUACCGAUUGAUUUUGACCCAGAUUCUGAAUAUAUUGGAUCUGAAAAAGAGGAAGAGCGGCGAUUUCCAUUAUUAAAGGAAGUCUUUGAGGCAUUUCCGAACAUUCCUAUUAAUAUCGACAUCAAAGUCAAUAACGAUUGUCUUAUAUCCAAAGUUUCUGAAUUAAUAAAGCAAUACAAUCGAGAGGACUAUACAGUCUGGGGGAAUUUCAGAGAUGAAAUUACAAAGAAGUGUUAUAAAAUGAAUCCAAAUGUAAAUCUGAUGUUUUCUAUGCGACGCGUUACUCUGCUGAUAUUGCUUAUGUAUACUGGAUUGCUACCCUUUGUGCCUUUAAAAGAGACACACCUGGAAAUAUUCCUACCCUCUAUAUAUCUACAAGUCUGGAAAAGGAAUUCGAAAUCUCUUUUUCCAUUAGAAAAACUUAUCUUAUGUUCCAUUAAUUUAUUGCUAAUGAGACCAUGCCUAUUUAACCAUUUACGUGCUCGUGGAAUUCACGUCUAUUUUUGGGUGCUAAAUAAGGAUGAAGAAUUUAAAAAAGCAUUUGACUUGGGUGCUACAGGUGUAAUGACAGACUACCCAUCACGACUGAAGCUUUUCUUGGAGAGUAAUAUGCUGGAAUAGCAUCAGGUAUUUUGCAGAAAUGCAACAAAUUCCAAAGAUAAACUAAAGAUUUUUUUUUCUUGUGGCUCUAAAUUAAACAAAUUUAAAUGGCGUCGUUGACACCUCGCGAAUUUUUUCGCACACUGCAAAUUGAGUUUCGGAAUUAUAUGUAUCAACAUAGCCAUUAUAGCAUAUGAUAAAAUGUGACACAUCAUUCUUUAAAGCAGAUAAAACGAGUGUCGCAACUUGUAGAUAUGCUAAUUAUAAUUCGCGACGUUUUGACAAACAUGAAUGCAAGAAUUUUAAAUGAAAAAGAUAUGCAAAUCAUAGUGAUAUGUAUUUUAUAAGAUUUGCAUUAUAAAUGGAGUAAUCGUCAAUUGCACGUUUUCUAGGAAAAUAAUCGUAUACUACCAAUUGUAUGCAUUGUAUCAUUCGACGCCACAUUUUUACAAAAUUAGUGAUGUCAGUCACAUUUUACUCCUAAUUUAUGAAUAUUAAGCUUACAAUCAUCAAAGUUAACGAGGCUGCCUUUAUGUUUAAAUUGAUAUUAAAUUAAACUUUGCGUUACUUAUAUUCAUGCAUGCGUUAAGACAUUUUUGAGAAUGUGCAUUGAAAUUCAGUAGUUUAAUUUAUAAGACUGCAACAAAGAGUAAUAUUUAUGAAUCCUUAUUGAAUAUAAUCUUCUAUUGUCUUUAUGUCAUGUGAGGUCCAACAGGGCAAGAAAUUAACAUCAAAAUUAAAUGACCACAUCGGCUACCUCCCUUAGUGCAAUUAAAAAUAUUAGUUAUUCACUGAGGAUUGUAUAAAAUUGCGCCUCUUAUUUCUGCAAUGAGACAUACAGUGAUUACUAAAUUAUACAUGAAAUAAUAGGCCCUGUGCGUGAAGUUCCCAAAGACUUAUUUUUUAACAUUAUUGCUACACUUUUGUCCUUGAAAAUUUGUGAUGUAAAUAUCAGUAUUAUAUGCUAUGAAGUAUAAAAUAAUGUGAAAUACUAUUACAGUGACAUAACUUUCAACUAUAAAUGCUGUUUCCUACAAAGUAGUCUUAGCAAAGGCAACAUAACGUUAAGAAUAGUGAAUUCAAAAAGACGGAUUCAGAAUUGAUUAAAAAUACAUUACAAAUAAUUAGAGUAAUUAGAGUAAUUGCGAUAUCGACCGUAGUUACAUUACCCAAUAGCACGUGCUUAUAAAAAUUAUUCGAUACUAUUUAAAAUUAAAUCUUAUUUUGUUAUUUAUCUAACUGCUUCUCAAGUGUUGAUAGAAGCUUCCAUAUAAUAUAGUAAUACUUUAUGUAAUUUACUAACUGUGAUCUAUUUUGUGAUAAGCUUUCUUCUUAAAUGCAGAUUAGGUUCUGUAUUUAAAUUUGCACAAAGCUUAAAGAUAGGAAAAUUUUAGCUUAAUCUGAAAUGUAUAGUAUUAUAAAUAUAAUAAAAUAUGUAUUUAUUA